CGCGGCGCGCAAUGCGUGUCCUCGAUCCCCUGUCCUCCUUGUCAAGGCGAUGGCCCACAGUGUGAGCAGGGCGGGGGCGGGGGCGGGGUUUGGCGUCGAUCAAUUUCGAGGAAGUCCGGCGCCCGGUAGGUUGGCCCCGCGAAUGCGGACGGCACUACCGGUAGGAAGUUUGCACAUUUCGGUGGCUACCGGUACGUUGGCGUGGGGGGUCCCGCUGGGCGCCCGGUUUCUGCCGAAGCGACAGCGGUCGGCUGCGGGGGGCGGCGCCCUGGGCUUGGCUCCCCUGCCUGCCAUCGCGCGGCUUGCUCUCGGGGAAUGUUUUGGCGUUGUAGAUGGUAGCGAAGAAGGAACCCGACGGUCAACGAAGACGGAGCUCUUGCUGUCGUCUUCGUCCGUCAUCAGUCAAAGACAGAGCUUCUGCCAUAUCCACAGCCGCCCGAGGAAUUUUCUUGGUGUGAAGAAUCGUUCAACCAUAGCCAAGGAGACACUGGCGAUGGCCGAAAGCCAGACCAGUGGAUCGGCGGGAUGCGAGUCCCCAGUGAAGGCUGUACCGGAUGCGCGGGUUAAAGGCAUCGCUGAGUCCAUCCGAUCGAUCCGCGACUUCCCAAAGCCAGGUAUACUUUUCCGGGACGUCACGACACUUCUUCUGAAUCCAAAGGCGUUCAAGGAUUGCAUCGACAUAUGCGUGGAGAGAUACGCAGAGUCGAAGAUCGACGUAGUUGCGGGAAUUGAAGCUCGGGGGUUUAUUUUCGGUCCCCCCAUUGCGCUCGCACUUGGCGCAAAGUUUGUGCCUGUCCGUAAGGCCAAAAAACUGCCAGGUGAAGUGAUUGGCGAGGAGUACUCGUUGGAAUAUGGCACAGAUAAAAUAGAGAUUCACGUUGGUGCUGUGAAUCCAGGCGAUCGGAUCAUUGUGGUUGAUGACCUCAUUGCCACAGGUGGCACGCUUGGGGCUGCUCUUCGGCUUAUGGAAAGGGUAGGUGGUGAGGUGGUCGAAUGCGUGUGCGUCAUCGAGCUUCCUGAAUUGAAGGGCCGUGCGAAGCUCAAUGGGAAGCCAUUGUUCACCGUCGUCGAGUUUGAAGGCCACUAACUUGUGAUCUCAAGUUUGGUGGAAUAAGGAAGUAGGUUGCGGGCAAAAGUUUUGGGAGAAUGUUUCUUUCGUCUUUUCAUAAGUUGUUUUUGCUGUGUUUUCGUUUCGGCAUGUUCCGCCACACGGCUGGCAGCCACGGGGAUGGAGACGGUUUGUGAGCUGGGUAGCUGCAUCGGGAUGUCUGGACCUGUCCGGAUUAGAUUGGAAAUGUUUUUAUUCUAUUAUUUUUUGAAGUUCACCAGGAUGGUCGUUAGGGGGGGGGGGGGGGGGUGCCUCUAUCACCUCUCCUAGCGGGGAAAGUUUUGGUUUCUCAAAACUCUUCAAAAAAAUGUGGAAUGAACAAGUGUUAUGUGCGGUGACAAGACAACUGAUUUUUGGCUGAGCGUCUUUCUCAAGCCCGCAACCAAUUUGAAUUAAAAAAAAGUAGAAACGAAAAGAAAUAAGGAAAUGUACAUAUUUAUUUUUUUAAGGGCAUUCCCUGGUUGUGGUCAGGUCUGGAUCAGAUAAGGAUGUUUGGUGCAGUCCAGAUGAUUUAAUGUUCGGUGGCCGGAUAGGCCUAAUCGCCAGGUAAAUGAUUUGUUAGCCUUUCUUUUUUUUUCCUUUUUUUUCGCCCAUCCCGGCCUAAUCGCCAGGUAAAUGAUUUGUUAGCCUUUCUUUUUUUUUCCUUUUUUUUCGCCCAUCCCAGAUGUUGUGGACAAUGUCAGCCAGAAAAUCAAAAUAUAUAUCCUUGGGGACAACAGUACACCCAGCGUUUAUCAUUUCUUCUGAUAAACCCUCCAAUGGCAUGCCCUCUCUUCCCAAACGUCCUUUUCCUGCACACUUUGCGCCUUUCAGUAGAGUGGACGGGUGAACGGACGGGAUCUGCUUGGUGAAUUGUGCAUCACGAGAGUUGGAACCCUUUUGGAAUGUGGAUAAUUGUGUGGCGAGCAGACAGUUUUGCUAGUGGGUGGGAAUAUUUUGAAGGACUGGUGUCUUUUGGGUAUCUUGAACGGUUUCUGAUUGCAUUUCAGCAAGACGGUAAAUUGGGAGGCCUUUUCAUGUAAAUUAUUAUGUGUGUGUGCAUAGUGUGAAACACCGUGCACUCGGUCGAGGUUUUGGAGUGCG
Chara braunii is the source of this 2191-nucleotide messenger RNA. NCBI's taxonomy places the organism in Eukaryota, Viridiplantae, Streptophyta, Charophyceae, Charales, Characeae. The record is from the annotation of a GenBank genome assembly.